Sceloporus undulatus (fence lizard) is the source of this 2640-nucleotide messenger RNA. RefSeq names its product tyrosine-protein kinase ZAP-70. The record is from RefSeq and is a predicted model, not a curated record. Lineage: Eukaryota; Metazoa; Chordata; Lepidosauria; Squamata; Phrynosomatidae. Gene Ontology annotation, cellular component: extrinsic component of cytoplasmic side of plasma membrane; cytoplasm. Gene Ontology annotation, molecular function: non-membrane spanning protein tyrosine kinase activity; signaling receptor binding; ATP binding. Gene Ontology annotation, biological process: cell surface receptor protein tyrosine kinase signaling pathway; intracellular signal transduction; protein phosphorylation.
CUUGAAGGAACAGGUUCACAGUCUCACAUCCCCGGUUCGCCGUACAACGCAGAUCUCUAUUCCUCACACACUUUUUCCAAUGGCCUUCUAGCCUUUGGAAUAGAGGACUUGGUUCAGUGUAAUCCACUUAAUUUCAUCUUCUUCAAGCGAAGAAACAUUUCAAGGGAGAUUUGGCGUCUCUACUCUCUGAUCAGACAUUUCCUCCGUACCCGAUGACCACCAUUUUGGUGGAGCCAGGAACUCUCCUGAGAUGCCCAACCCAGCCGCUCACCUGCCUUUCUACUAUGGAAGCAUCUCUCGCUCAGAUGCCGAGGAACAUUUGAAGCUGGCAGGGAUGUCGGAUGGGCUUUUUCUACUCCGUCAAUGUCUCCGCAACUUGGGGGGCUACGUCCUCUCCGUGGUCCACAAACUCCAGUUCUACCAUUACCCUGUCGAGCGCCAGAUGAACGGGACCUUCGCCAUCUCUGGAGGGAAAUCCCACUGCGGGCCUGAAGAGCUCUGCGAAUUUUAUUCCAAGGAUGCGGACGGGCUUUGCUGCACCCUCCGGAAGCCCUGCAACCGUCCCAGCGGCAUGGAGCCCCAGCCAGGGAUCUUCGACAGCAUCCGGGAGAACAUGGUGCGCGAAUACAUUCGGCAGACGUGGCAGCUGGAGGGAGAACCGCUUGAGCUGGCCAUCAUAAGCCAAGCCCCGCAGGUGGAGAAGCUCCUGGCCACCACGGCCCAUGAGAAGAUGUCUUGGUUCCAUGGGGCCAUCUCCCGGCAGCAAGCCGAAAGCAGGCUCUAUUCCGGCACACAGCCUGAUGGGAAAUUCUUGUUGAGGCAAAGGAAGGAGAAAGGAUCUUACGCUCUGUCUCUGGUCUAUGGGAAGACGGUUUAUCACUACCGGAUCAUGCAGGACAAGGCUGGGAAAUACUCUGUGGAAGAAGGGAGCAAGUUCGACACGCUCUGGCAGCUAGUAGAAUAUCUCAAACUCAAACCAGACGGCUUGAUCUAUUAUUUAAAGGAAGGCACCCCAAAUCCUGAUACGCCAACAGCAUCUCCACCAGCUCUCCCUUCCGACUUGCCUCCUCGGAGAUUCACCUCCCAAAACUCUAACGGAUACACACCGGAGCCCAUUGGAGUCGGGAAAAAGUCUCGAAUCCUGCCCAUGGACACCUCGUGCUACGAAAGCCCAUACAGCGACCCCGAAGAGCUGAAGGAUCGGAAGCUAUUCCUCAAGAGGAGCAACCUGAUCGUGGACGAAGUGGAGCUGGGCGCGGGCAACUUUGGGAGCGUCAGGAAAGGGGUCUACAGAAUGAGAAAGAGGCAGAUCGAUGUGGCCAUCAAGAUGCUGAAAAGCGGCAAUGAAAAGGCAGACCGGGAUGACAUGAUGAAGGAGGCGCAAAUCAUGCACCAGCUUGAUAACCCCUACAUCGUUCGGGUGAUCGGUGUCUGCGAGGCGGAGGCCCUCAUGCUGGUGAUGGAGAUGGCGUCGGGGGGGCCCCUGAACAAAUUCUUAUACUCCAAAAAGGAUGAGAUUUCCGUCAAUAACGUGGUGGAGCUGAUGCACCAGGUGGCCAUUGGGAUGAAAUAUUUGGAAGAGAAGAACUUUGUCCAUCGCGACCUGGCGGCUCGAAACGUCCUGCUUGUCCAUCCGCACUACGCCAAGAUCAGCGAUUUUGGCCUUUCCAAGGCUUUGGCGGCAGACGACAGUUACUACCUGGCGAAGACCACUGGGAAAUGGCCGCUGAAAUGGUACGCACCAGAAUGCAUCCUGUUCCGGAAGUUCUCCAGCAAAGGCGACGUCUGGAGUUAUGGUGUGACCAUGUGGGAGGCCUUUAGCUAUGGACAGAAACCCUACAAGAAAAUGAAAGGUCCCGAAGUCGUGACAUUCAUCGAGGAAGGGAAGCGGAUGGAGUGUCCACCCAGGUGUCCUCCAGAGAUGUACAAACUGAUGAACCAAUGCUGGACGUUCAAGUUGGAAGACCGCCCGGAUUUUGCCACGGUGGAGACCCUGAUCCGCACCUAUUAUUACAGUAUUGCUGACAAGACGGAGGAAAAAUCAGAGGAGAGGGUUAAAAUCACACCUGCUUAGCCUUGGGCACCCUGAAACGGACAAAAAGACACACAAAGACUCCUGUAAAUGAUGCUUUCAGCCCUUGGAAAUGGAUGCAUCUGUAGUUCUUCAGAUCUCUGAAUGGCUUCUUCUGUCUCUCUGGAAGGAAAUGGUUGGUGCAAGAGUUGAGAUCAGCACUGCUGAUACUGUUUUAAACACACACACACACACACACACCAGUCAAGAUCCAACAUCAUUUCAGCAUAGUACAGAUAUCUUCCAGCAGAGUUACGCUGCAUAAAAACAAAGAGAAAUUUGGAUACGACAGGAUCAAACCUUUCUUUGUUGCUGUUGGUGUUUUCCCUGCAAAGAAAUGACUUUAAACUGUGGUCGGUCAUUUUUCUGUUUGCAUUUAUUGAUCAUAAGACAUCUUCUUUUUUUAAAAUACAUAUACAAAAAUAAAGGCAAAUCAUCAAUAUAUCCCUGAUGCAUUCUCUUGGAAACUGACUUGUAUCCAACCCUGUAAUUGCAGUUUGUGAGAGAGGGAGAAUGGUUUCAUUCUGAGCAACUUCAGUAUUUCUAACAGAAGAACAGCCUUGUUUUAA